AUGGCGUACCCGCCAAAGACACCCACCCGCCACCGCUCUCGCUCAGAGACCAAAACCCCGCUCUCCUCGUCCUUCUUCGGGACAAACAACCUCGCCGACGCCUCGAAUCCGUUCAUCGUCGCCAGCCGUCCCCCGUCCCCCGUCAAGCGGUCCAUCCCCGUCUCGGAGACGCUGCAGCGGCAGGCGAGCGCAGGCGUCAUCCGCAGGGGCGGCGUCGAGAGCAGGCUGGACGUCGUCACGCGCGACUACGUCCCGCCACCGCCGAAGUCGGAGAAACGCUCGCGGUCGCAGCCGUCGCGCGACAACCGGGACCGGUUCAUCACCACCCGCGACCCCGCCGAUGAAGUCGCUGCGACGCUCGACCUUAUGUCCCUCAACCCCGAAUCCGCCUCCCCCGGCCACACCGCGCGCCUCGCAGCCGCAACAGGCGUGCCACUGAAUCGUCGUAUCCUCGCGUACCACGAGCCCCCACCCGCGGCGUCCUCCGACCCGCUCAUGGCGCAGGCGCGCGAGCUCGUCCGCCCGCUCUACGCGCGCGCGGGCUCCGCCCCCGCAGGAAGCUCGGGGACGACGGGGUCUAAGGACCGCAAGAUCUCGACAUACCCGUACAAGAUCCUCGACGCACCGGGGAUGCAGGACGACUUCUACCUGAACCUGAUCUCGUGGAGCGCGACGAACGCGGUGGGGAUCGCGCUCGGGAACAGCGCGUACAUGUGGAAGGCGGAGAGCGGGGAGGUGGUGCUGGUGAGCGAGGGCCCGGAGGGCUCGUACAUCGCCUCGCUGGACUUUUCGAACGACGGGCAGUUCCUCGGCGUGGGCUACCCGUCCGGGGCGGUCGAGCUGUGGGACGUCGAGACGCAGACGAAGCUGCGCACGAUGGGCGGGCACGCGGCGCAGGUGGGCGUGCUCGCGUGGAACGGGCACAUCCUGAGCUCGGGCUGCCAGGACGGGAGCAUCUGGCACCACGACGUGCGCGUCGCGCGGCACAAGGUCGGCGAGCUGCUCGGGCACCAGGGCGAGGUGUGCGGCCUGCGCUGGCGGCCGGACGGCGAGCUGCUCGCGAGCGGGGGGAACGACAACGUGCUGAACGUGUGGGACGGGCGCGUGGGCGACGCGGGGAACGAGGCGAGCGGGUCGCGCACGGGGCCGCGCUGGACGAAGCGCAACCACACGGCGGCGGUGAAGGCGGUCGCGUGGUGCCCGUGGCAGCCGGCGCUGCUCGCGUCGGGCGGGGGCACGUCGGACGCGACGGUGCACAUCUGGAACACGACGACGGGCGCGCGGCUGCACUCGCUGGUGACGCCCGCGCAGAUCUCGUCGAUCCAGUGGGGGGCGCACAAGAAGGAGUUCCUGACGACGCACGGGUACCCGACGAACGCGAUCAUGGUGCACAGCUACCCGGGGAUGGAGAAGGUGGCGGAGAUCAAGGACGCGCACGACUCGCGGGUGCUGUUCUCGGCGGUGAGCCCGAACGGGGAGCUCGUCGCGACCGCGGCGGGGGACGAGAACCUGAAGUUUUGGAAGAUCUGGGACGCGCCGAAGGUGCGGAAGAAGGAGGCGAAGGAGGCGCGCGGGCUGGGGAGCUCGAACAGCGGCAUUUUGAGCAUUCGGUCCGACCCAGAGGUCGCCCGCCUCGCAUCCCUCCCCAGCGUCACCCCACAGACCCGUCCCGUCUCGGACCCCUCCAUCUCCCACAUCGCUAUCCACCCUCUCCUCCACUCCCACUCCGUCGCCGACCUUCUCGUCCCCAUCGCCCCCUUGAGCCCCUUGGAACUCUCCGCGCCCAUCUCCUACCCAGACCUGCCCAGCGAGCCGUCUCAGCCGCUGCGGCUCCCAUCCUUCGUCGCCCCGCUGGCCCACACCACAGAUCGCCCGCAAGCUCAGGCAGGAACUGAGCGCUGCGCGCGGCAGCACGGCCCCGCGGCGAGCGAGGAGCUCGACGCCGUCGCCCGCGUCGCCAGCCUCAAGGCCGCGCUCACCGCGGAGCGCAUCGCGCGGGAGGUCGCGGAGGAGGCGUGCGCCGAGUACGCGGAGCAGGUCGUCGCGCUCCAGGACGAGGUCGUCCAGCUGCGCCAGGCCCUCUUCGCGUCCGUCGCGGGCGACUUGAAGACGAAGGAGGAGCCGUCGUUCGCGUCCAUGUUCGACUCGAUCAUGGACACCCCCGGCGGCGUGGCGCGAGCGGUCGGCGGCGCGCGGGACCCCGCCCCGGAGGCGGAGCGCGACCGCCUGCGCCACUUCGUGCAGCUCAUGAUCGCUGUCGGGGGGCACAAGCCGGUCGUCGAUGCGGCGUACACGCGCGUUGCCCAGGGGGAGGACGCGGAGGCUGCCCUGGUGGCGGCGAUCAAGGACGCGGUCAGGCACCCGGGGAGCGUGUGGCGCGGGCUGCUCGAGCCGCUCACGGGCCCGCGCACGCAGGACGUGUACACGGCGCAGGUGCGGUGCACGCUCGACGCGCGCAGGCAGACGACGGACUGGCGUAAACGCACGGCGUUUUGGAAAGUCAAGGCGAAGGAGGGCGGGCGGAACGCGGAGACCGUCACGCCGUCUGUGUCGGCCAUCUCUGCGGUCGUCGACGCCAUUGCCGGAGAGAGGGCCACGGGGGUGCAGGGGACGAGGGCGGCACGAGAGGCACCGUUCCCGAUGCUGGACGUGGCCAUUCCCCGGGUGGACCUCGGGGAGAGGCAGCGGGACGACCUCACUCCCACCGCGUCCCAGUUCGUGCUCGACAUGGUCGCGCACUGGAGCGAGGAUGAGCCAGAGGGCUCGCAGGACUCGUCACUUCCUGCGUGCUCCUCCUCGAUGGUCCUGCCGAUCGCGACGCGCCCGCCGUCCGUGGACGUCGCGGAGCCUCAGUUGGCAUCCUCGGCCUCGCGAAGCGCCCACAGCACGGUCUCUGCCGCGCCGACGCACGCCCCGCACAGAUACUGGCGCUCCAGGUCCAGCGCCGAGUCGGCGCGUUCGUCCGGGUCGGGCUCGGGGUCCAGCUCGAGCUGCGGCUCCCGCGAGGCAGCCCAGCAGUCCGGAGUGUCGGAGGCGUCGACGGCCACGGCGGUCGCGUCGCCCGGCGCCGCGUUCAGCCCGCUUCCACAGGACCUCGUCAAGUUCGGCAAGGGGUCCGAGGAAGACUUCGUCCUCGUCCUGCACAACGACUUCUCCGACACCUCGCACGGCGCGACGCAACCCGCGCCCGCUCCAGCACCCGAACCAGAGUACGAGUCGGAGUCGGAGUCGGAGUCAGAGCGAGAGCGGGAAGGCGCGGGCGGGACGACGCGGAAUAUUGCGACGAAGGGCGGCGGCGCGCCGGGGAGCCCGGAGAAGCGGUCGCGCCUGCCGGUGCGCAUGCGGUCCGGGCUGAGGCUGCGGGUCAUCAAGCGCAUCUCGACGACGUUCUCGAUCUCGCGGCCGACAGUCGCGGAGGCGAAGGAGACGAACGCGUGCGCGACGGCUGUGGUGGGCGUGGGCGCGAUGGGGACCCGGAAGGACGACGGGGCGUUGGGGCGAGCGGGGACUGUGGGGAUGCGGGGGAAGGCGGCUGCGGGCGCGGGUGCGGAGGCAAGGGACAGGGGCGGGUCGACGGGGAGCCAGACGAGGAUCCCGAUGGGGAGGAGGCUGCAGAGGUUCGGGAUGUGA
Messenger RNA from Dichomitus squalens LYAD-421 SS1, 3630 nucleotides. RefSeq lists its product as uncharacterized. The coding region runs from base 1 to 3630 and encodes 1209 amino acids. Gene Ontology annotation, molecular function: ubiquitin ligase activator activity; protein binding; anaphase-promoting complex binding. The transcript is spliced from 3 exons. Gene Ontology annotation, cellular component: anaphase-promoting complex. Gene Ontology annotation, biological process: positive regulation of ubiquitin protein ligase activity; positive regulation of anaphase-promoting complex-dependent catabolic process; anaphase-promoting complex-dependent catabolic process. The record is from RefSeq and is a predicted model, not a curated record. Lineage: Eukaryota; Fungi; Basidiomycota; Agaricomycetes; Polyporales; Polyporaceae.